AUGAGGCCUCGGCGGAGCGCGUCGGUGCCCGGCACACCCUCGGUGUCCGUGGCGUUCCCGGGCGCCGUGCGCCGGGGUAGCGGCUGCCGCUUCGCCUGCGAGCUCCUCAAGCACGUGCUGCACCAGCGGAACCAGCUGCCGCUGCCCUACGAGCAGCUGGCCUACUUCUGCCGGCGGGCGCCACAGAAUGGAGAUGAGAUUGAGAAGCCACCCUCCACGGGCCUGGGAAGCAGCAAGUGCCAGCAGGUGCUAAUGGAGCUGGAGGGAUUGUUCCAGCAUCUGGAAGUCAUGUUUAGUUUGACGCUGGUUCCUCGGGUUCUUUUCCUGCUUGGAGGAAAUGUCAUGAACCCCAAGGAGCUCUAUGAGCUGAACUUGGAAGGGAUCUGCGAGGGCAGUGCUGAGGAGAGCCUGCAGACUGCCCCCUGUGUUCGCCAGCUCUUUCACAGCCUGUUUGUUGCAGACAUCUUCAGUGAACUGAAGGCUCUCCCUAUCACAGGCACGCUCGUCCUGGUCCAGGGCCACCGGGACUGUGGUGUUGAGUGGUUCCGGCCCAAGCUGAACUACAAAGUGCCAACACGAGGGAGGAAGCUGACUGUUAGAUUGUCCUGUGAUGGAGACCCCCACCUGAGUGCCUCGCCUCCACAGCACACAGCGCCUGACUGGGAGGACUACAUCUGGUUCCAAGCACCAGUGACCCUCAAAGGCUUUAGUGAAUGACUGGGCUCUGUAGAUGUCCAACUGGAAUAUUAAUUAUCCUUUGUUAAGUGUUAAUUUUAUCCAAUGUAACCAUGUAUCUUUUUCUGUCUGAAUUUUUUUUUUCUCCAGGGCGUUUAUUGUCUUCCUGUAGCUUGGCUGCACUCAUCUUUUGUCACUUCCUGAUUUCUUGUUGAAGGCAAAUCCCCUUUAAGGCAAAGGUGCAGUAAUUUCUGAGGGACUUGAGCUGUGGCAGAGCAGAUGAAUUAGUGUGUUGGGAUGCACCCUGCUGUGUGCUUAGGAGCAGCUGCAGCUCUUGGUAUCCCCUCAGCUGUUGUGGUGCCCACCCCACUUGAGUAAUCAAGUUAUUAUCCAUCUAUUUGAUAAAAUUAGACUUCUACAGACCUCGGUUUCAGGUCCUUAACAUUCCAAAGAGUGCGAUUUCUCGGCAGAUGGGAGAUCUUGUACCUAGUGCUGUUCUGUACUGGAGACGGAAAGAGCUUGACCAGUUCUGUGGAGGCAGGGUAGCAAUAAGCAAUUUUUUUUUUUUUUUUUUAAAUCCUUAGUCCAACAGCCCUGACAAUCAGUUAAACAUACAGAUACAAUUAAAAGUAAGCAGUUUUUGCUAACCUUCUUCAGAAAAGGAGUUCUGCCUCAAUAUUGUAACUUAUUCUCGCUAAACAACAAAGUAAGCAAGUUUCUUGCUUACUUUUAUCUCUUAUAAGUCUUGAACCUAGACUUUUUUGGAAUGUGUAGAAGUCAGGGGACUGUGAUGAAGUUCAGCACUGUCUUUAUCUGCCAAAUUCCUGUUCUGAGUCAUAUUGUAUCACUUGGAAGCAGAUUUGAGCCUGUUCUUCUGAGCUGUUCUCUAGUGCAGAACAGGACAGGAUGUGUUAUAGAACUAGGAGGAACUUGAUAUUUUUGAGCUUGGAGAACACUAGGAGUGGUGUCUCUGCCAUAUUAUCCAUUAACAACUGUUUACAAUGUGCAGUAGCUGCUAGAACUUGUUCUAGGGGAGAAACUGCUAGAAUGAAGAAAGCUGCCUUUUGUGCAGCUGCCCACUUGAAUAUGUAAUCACAGGUUUUUGAAUGAAAUAUCACUUGAAUGUAUGAGUGUUUGUGCUCAAGAGAUCAAAACCCUUUACACUUCCACCAAAGCUGCUUGUAAUACAUAUUUAAGAAUGCUAGUGCCCAAGUAUUUAAAACUUUUGAACACAAGCCUUAGCCAUUUUUUUUCACCUCUCUGUCCCAAAUGAAUGCAAUGUUACUGCAAUAAACUGUUUACAUAUUUUGUUAUACUUGAACUAUGAAUUCAGCAAUGAUAUGGUGCUGGGAAUGAAAGAACACAAGGUGCUUUGGGUUUUUUUUACUAUUAUUUUUGUUUGGUUGGUUGUGGUUUUUUUUGUUUUUCUCCUUAUAAAAAUCUUCACAGCUCGAUUAACAAGUAUAGUACUGAAAUUAUCAAAAUAAAAUGCUUGUUUCUAUAUGUGA
Myiozetetes cayanensis is the source of this 2183-nucleotide messenger RNA. RefSeq names its product MAD2L1 binding protein (gene MAD2L1BP). The record is from RefSeq and is a predicted model, not a curated record. Lineage: Eukaryota; Metazoa; Chordata; Aves; Passeriformes; Tyrannidae. Gene Ontology annotation, biological process: regulation of exit from mitosis. Gene Ontology annotation, cellular component: nucleus. The coding region runs from base 1 to 717 and encodes 238 amino acids. The transcript is spliced from 2 exons.